AUGAGCCAGAAAAUCGGCGUCUUCCCGGCCUCCGGAGGCCUAGGAACAAGCAUCAUCAACCACCUCGUCAAGCUCGUCCCUGCCUCACAACUCAUCCUCAUCGCCCGCAACCCUGAAAAGCUAGCCUCGCUCUCCCGCGAAGGCGCAACAAUCCGCCGAGCAGACUACGAUGACCGCGCAACACUUGAGCGCGUCUUCGACAACGUCGGCGUACUGAUGCUGAUCUCCUACGCCUCCUUCGAGAUCCAACACCGAGUAGAGGCCCACAAAGCCGCCAUCGACGCCGCCCGCCGCAGCGGCGUCAAACACAUCUUCUACUCCUCGCUGGCCUUCGCCGGCGACCUGGGCGAGUCCAGCCUCGCGCACGUCAUGGGCGCCCACCUCGCGACGGAAAAGUACCUCGCCGAGCUCCCCGGCCACUUCACCUACACCGCCAUCCGCGAGGGCAUCUACUCCGAAUCCUUCCCGAUCUACACGGCAUGGUUCGACCUGCACAAUCCAGCCGAGGAGAUCACGAUUCCGCACCCGGGUACGGGGCCGGGGGUGGCAUGGGCGAAGCGCGACGAGCUGGGCGAGGCCACUGCGAAGAUGGUGUAUGCGUAUGCGAAGAACCCGUCUGGCUUCCCGUAUCUUAAUCGGGCGGUGCUGCUUUCUGGACCGAGGGAGGUGAGUCUGGCUGAGACGGCGGAGGUUCUGGGGCGGGCAGUUGGGAAGCCUGUGCGGAUCCGGGUGAUCACGGUGGAGGAGUAUGUGGCGCUGCCGCAGAUCGGGGAUAAGCAUACGUACCAUGGGGUGAAUCUGUCGAGGGAGUGGGCGACGGCGUGGGAGGCGAUCCGGGCGGGGGAGACAGCGGUUGUGUCGCCUGUUCUGGGGGAGAUUUUGGGGAGGGAGCCAGAGGAUUUUGAGACCACCAUUCAGGGGUUGGUUGGGGGGAGACAGUAG
This is a messenger RNA of Aspergillus udagawae, 942 nucleotides long. Its product is annotated as SDR family oxidoreductase. The record is from RefSeq and is a predicted model, not a curated record. Lineage: Eukaryota; Fungi; Ascomycota; Eurotiomycetes; Eurotiales; Aspergillaceae. Bases 1 to 942 code for a protein of 313 amino acids. The transcript is spliced from 2 exons.